Messenger RNA from Sipha flava (yellow sugarcane aphid), 503 nucleotides. Its product is annotated as glutaredoxin-2, mitochondrial-like. Gene Ontology annotation, cellular component: cytoplasm. The coding region runs from base 158 to 457 and encodes 99 amino acids. Gene Ontology annotation, molecular function: glutathione disulfide oxidoreductase activity. The record is from RefSeq and is a predicted model, not a curated record. The transcript has 4 exons. Gene Ontology annotation, biological process: cellular response to oxidative stress. Lineage: Eukaryota; Metazoa; Arthropoda; Insecta; Hemiptera; Aphididae.
AAAUAUUUAAUCAAUGAUACAGCAGUAUUUUUUAGCUUUUCGUAAUCGUAUCAUUUUUUGAAAACAUUCCCAAAGUUGCAGUUUAAAAGUUCGUGCUUUUUUUGAAUCAACGGUUUUGCGACAUUUUCAAGUAAGUAUAAAAGCAUCAACGCUUAAAAUGGCUGCUACACAGUUUGUUAAAGAUGCAAUUGCUCAUGAUCCUAUUGUGUUAUUUACAAAAUCAGACUGUGGCUACUGUGAAAUGGUUAAAGAGAUUUUUGAUAAUAUGAAAGUCACUUACAAAGUUAUUGAAUUGGAUAAUAGAGAAGACAUGGAUGAUAUUCAAGAUGCUUUGGAAGGAAUAACUGGUGCUCGUUCGGUGCCACGUGUAUUUGUUGAUGGUGUAUUUAUUGGUGGCGGUUCUGAUGUUAGAAAAAUGUCUCAAAGUGGCAAGUUGCAAGAGCUUCUUCAAAAAUGAACCUAUUUAUGACUAAUCAAAUAUAGUUUAAAUAAAUUAUUGUAAA